AUGCUGCCGGCAAUGAACUCGCUGGCUGAUCUCUCAACCGCGCCGACAAUUACCAACGUCAUGGUCUCCCCCGAUUCCGGCAAGCCUCUGAUCCAAAGCAUCGAAGAUAUUGAGAAGCAUAUCCCAGACAAAGAGGCUCGCAUCGAAACUUUAUUCAGCGGCGGUGUGGACAGCUGUUAUCUCCUUUUACUGCUCCUUGAGAAGGGCUAUACGAACGUCCAUGCCCUCAACGUGAACGUGGGCGGACCAAGUCACAAUGACGGCCUCGAAACGCUGGCAGAACGUGCAAAAGCCCUGGGCGCCAGCUUUCAAUCUCUCGACGGCCGAGAUGAAUUUGUUGAAGUUGUGCGUUCAGCUUGUCGCUAUAGGCCAAGAUAUCUCGGAGGCCAUCCAAUCAGCAGCUCCCUCAGCCGUCCCGUUAUAGCGGCGAAAGUCAGCCAAGCUGCCAAGCGGACCGGCGCGCACAUUAUACUCCACACGGCGAACCAAUCCCAAAACAGCCUGCCCCGUAUCAACAAUGGUAUCAAGAUUGCCGACUUUUCAGGAAUACAUGGCAGUCCAUACGCUCAUUCUGUCAUCCCUCGCUGCGACAAGAUCAAGGCCCUGAAUAGGGCUGGCCUCAAAUUUAGAGAGGAACGUGAUGUGAGCUGCGACGACAACAUGCUCGUAUCUGAAUUCGAGGGUGGCCCCCUUCUGGAUGAUCCAGAAGGCCCGAUCGAACUAAAGGACGAGCUUUACCGUUGGACGAAAGACGUCAAAGCCGAUCGGCCGACCGAGGAGGUUACGUUGGAGUUCAAGAGAGGCCAUCUCGUCUCAAUUGACGACAAAGCAAUCGAUGGCGACGCGAUAGCCUUCAGAGACGCUCUCUCCUGUCUGAAUGUGAAGGCUGGCAAGUUCGGCAUCGGCCGCUACUACGGUCUUGAGCAUAUCCAUGUCGACCUGCCAACCGAAAGCACUGUCACAGAGUUUCGUGAAGCGCCUGCAGCCACGUUGAUCUACGCCGCUGGUGAUCUACUUGAUAAUGCUACGUUGCGACAACGUGACGUAUCAAAGCUGAACGAACUGCGAAUGAAGUGGGCUUUGGAGUGCUCGAAUGGCCGCUGGGCCGGUGAUGAACACAGGAGAUGUCAAGAAACCAUGGACAAGAUGCUGGAGCUGGUCAGUGGGAAGGUAACCUAUUGUCUUGAGCCUUGGCGUUAUGGCUUGAUCUCUGUCAAAGCCAAGAAGCAUAUUUAUGUACGGGACCGAGACGCGUGGGAAGUGAAGACGGUUGGGAAACUACAGCGCACUUCUUUCAUGAAGUUUUAA
Molecule: messenger RNA, 1308 nt
Organism: Pestalotiopsis fici W106-1
Lineage: Eukaryota; Fungi; Ascomycota; Sordariomycetes; Amphisphaeriales; Sporocadaceae
Exons: 1
Coding region: 1-1308 (435 amino acids)
Biological process (GO): L-arginine biosynthetic process; urea cycle
Cellular component (GO): cytoplasm
Molecular function (GO): argininosuccinate synthase activity; ATP binding
Source: RefSeq, a predicted model, not a curated record